This is a messenger RNA of Juglans regia (Persian walnut), 1362 nucleotides long. RefSeq names its product THO complex subunit 7A-like. Lineage: Eukaryota; Viridiplantae; Streptophyta; Magnoliopsida; Fagales; Juglandaceae. Gene Ontology annotation, biological process: mRNA export from nucleus; mRNA processing. The record is from RefSeq and is a predicted model, not a curated record. The transcript has 3 exons. Gene Ontology annotation, cellular component: THO complex part of transcription export complex. Bases 418 to 1143 code for a protein of 241 amino acids.
GUGAUAUGAGAUGAACGUUUUGAACGUCACAUUUUUCCACUGAAAUCAAGCACCUUCAUUUCCUUUUUCACUUCUCAUCUCAUUUGUUCGCUUCAAGUUCAGGUUUUUAGGGUUCAACUCCGAAAACCUCUCUGGACCUCACGCCGUUGCCCUUCACCAGCUACGCAGCACCACUCCACCACUUCUUCUCCUCUUCACGCCGUUGCCCACGGAGGUUCGCCACUCUCUCUCUCUCUCUCGCUUUCUCUGUGUGUGCCGUCGCAUAACCUCAGCACUGCCAGUCAGCCAUUUCAGUUUCUUACAUAUCUCGGUUUUCUUCCCAUUCGAACAAAUCUCUAGAUUCGCAGCUGCAGAUCGUGACAUAUGUCAUUUAUUUGAAAACCUGUAAUGCAGGAAAGUAAGUGAGAAACUGCUUAGAUGUUAUCAAAAGGAAGGAAAGUUUCCAGCAGGGGAGAAGCAGUAACAGCAAACUAUGCUUUUGGCCCGCAUGAAGAGGACAUAAUUAUAAAACACAGGCUUCUAACCCGCACCACAACCACAAGGGGUGAACCUCCAUUGAAGAAACUUCAGAAGAAGUUCACCUCUUUCGUCCUUGAGAUUGAGAAGGAUGCAGAUAAUAAUGGAGACUGUGAGAAACUUGCCAAAGCUUUCUUACAGGAGCUUUCGACGUUUGAAAUUCCACUUCUCAAGAGCAAAGCGGUUGUUGAUGCGAAUGUAAGAGAGAAGGAGAACUUCAACGAGUUGAAAGAUGAGAUAAACAGGCAGAUUAUCCAAGCACAGGCUGACAUUGAAGAUCUUAAGAAGCAGCUUGAAGAGAGUAAGAUUGAGAGGCAGCACAAAGAGGAGUGCGAGGCAAUCAGGAAACUGAUUGCCACGCAGCCACCAAGAUCAGAGACACAGAAGAUUAUAUCGCAACUAGAGAAAGAAAUUGCAGCUUUGGAUGCCGAGAACACAGCUGGUUCAAGGUUGCUGGAGCUUCGCAAGAAACAGUUUGCUCUUUUAUUGCACGUGGUUGAUGAGUUGCAGAAUACCAUAGAGGAAGAGCAGAAAAGUUUGGUUGAGGAGAUGAGAAUAGCGACUGAAGAGCAGAAGAAUGGGAUUGAGGAUGCUAGCGGGGGGUCAGAUGCAAUGGCUGUUGACUAAUGUUUAGUCUGAGUCUUAGUAUUGCAGUUGGAAGAUGGUAAUUUGUUUUAAUGUUUUUCUGUUUAUGUAUAUCUUUCUUGAUGGUUAGAAUUGGGGAAAAUGUAAUUGAAAUCAGAACAUCUAUCUCCUGUUGUAGCAUUAGUUAUCAAAACAAAGACAUCCGUUAUUACUUGGAAAUUAGUCCAUUCCCCCAAAAGUUUUGGAUAAGUUUCUUGACUA